AUGGAAAAAUACAUGAUACUUUACAUUUUCAUGAUGUUUCAAAUCUCAUAAGCAUUUCUAUUUAUUGACCCCAUUCUUGCAAUCGGUAGAAUGACUUUCUUAGAAAGAUUUUUAUACACAUCAAUUAAUGUACUUGGCUUUUGUUACUACCCAAGAAACACAUAGUUCGGAAAUUUUAUGAUGCUUUAAAGAGAAGUCUCUAAAAAUGCCAUGAAAUAAAAAAACAUUACAAAACAAGCGCUGGCAGACUAUCACAUAUCUCUUCAUGAAAUGAAAGAACCUUCAAAAUACUUAAAAUUAGCUUAUAAAAGAUCCAUGUCACCUCGGAUUCCAUUAAUAACUCACAGAGUAUAUUUUACAAAUAAAGAUUCUCCUCUUGAAUUAGAUAAUUUCCUUAGUGGAGACCUGCAAGAAAAAUUGUAUUCAACAUAUAGAUAUUUUGAUGAUUCUGCUUCGAAAUAUGAAGAUCUAAAAUCAAAGGAAGGUUUGAAGUGGACUCAUUAUUUCUGGGUUAUAAGCAAAAAGAUUUUACCCAGAACAACACAAUUACUUGAAUAAAAAGGAGUAAUUGUGAGAGAAAUAUCGGAAUCAUAGUUGUACGAUACAAAGACAAGGGAUUAAAUUGAUUUUUAUAUGGAGGAUUUCAAAGCCGUGUCUGCUGCAACUGAUGUGAUAAGGGCUAUGGUUGUAGCUGAGUUUGGGGGAUUUUAUUUUGACAAUGAUUUUAAUUUGGAUUUAUGGGACUAUAAUUUGCAUUACUUAUUUGACUUUUAUGGGUUUAGUUUCAAAGAAUAUCAAGGAGAUAGAUUUAUUCUAAAUGGUAUUUUUGGAGCUAAAAAGGAGCAUCCCAUUGUGGUGAAUUAUCUAAAGCAAAUGACUGGUACAUUCUCUUUGAAAGAAGAAUAAAGACCAACUUAUCAGAGUGAGUGUAUGUUCAGGACAACAGCCAUGACAUAUUUUGCUACGGGACCAUUUAUUAUAGGAAGUAUAGCUUACAAUUACAUUAAUAAGGAUGGUAAUUAAGACAUGAUAAUCUAAUGGAAUCACUCUAAAGAGAAUGCUGUUUAUGAGAUAAAGACUUAAGAGAUUGAUGAAAAUGGCUAAAUUAAACCAAUAACAAUUAGACACAGUGGUAGAGAUUCUCUCUCUGCUAGCUGGACAAGACAUUUUAGUGAUAUGUUAACUUUUGGAUGGGCUGAGAUCAAUAAUUUCAAUUGA
Stylonychia lemnae is the source of this 1218-nucleotide messenger RNA. The record is from the annotation of a GenBank genome assembly. Lineage: Eukaryota; Ciliophora; Spirotrichea; Sporadotrichida; Oxytrichidae.